Aspergillus sclerotioniger CBS 115572 is the source of this 647-nucleotide messenger RNA. RefSeq lists its product as uncharacterized. Lineage: Eukaryota; Fungi; Ascomycota; Eurotiomycetes; Eurotiales; Aspergillaceae. Bases 218 to 535 code for a protein of 105 amino acids. The record is from RefSeq and is a predicted model, not a curated record. The transcript has a single exon.
CAGUCCAGUCUCGUUCUAUGUUCUCACCGCAAUUUGGAAUAGACCAAUCCAUUUCUCUGUGGUUUCCAUCCAAAGCAAUCGUCUCUCAUCCAACAUGUUCUGCAUCACAAGCCUCAUCAGAUCCUGAAAAGCCCUAAUUUCCACCUCAGACAACGCAAGACCAACAGCACUCGAUGCAACAAAAGAAAUUAUUGCAAAAUAUGAAAAUGUCCCACCAAUGUCCAAACCAGGCCGGCCAAUAGAACAGCCAAUUGAUGUUAUCGAAGCCGAGAAAAGAUUUGGAAUAUCCCUUUUCAAAGAUUCCUCCCAUAUCUUCAUUCGGCAUGAACAAUACCAUAUGAUACUCGAAGCUCGUUUCCACGAUGAUCCCGAGAAACCCUAUCUCAUAUCAUACCCAAAAAGCAUUCGCAACUCGGAUCUUUCCAAGAAAGAUCAAGAACUUCUUAAAUUGAAACUCCAGGAUAUUAAAAGACUUAUAUCAGAAACAGACUGGGACCACCUCAAGCAACAGUACGGUAUCAUAAAAGGAGACUAGCUUGUGAAGGACAAAGAUGAUAAAGAAAUUUGAGACUUAGUAAUUGGCGUGUGGCGGGGGCUGGAAGAUUUUGAUCUAUCUUGAACAGUGAUGUAAAUAAUAUAGAAGGCUC